UAAUAUCUGUCAUUUGUCAAAUCGCCGCACAGUCCAACUAUGAUUUUCUAAUUAUUUACUUGUUAUUUUACGGCAAAAUUUACCAUAAAAUAAUGAAUUUGUCAGAGGAAAGCAAUUUUUCGAACGGCUUGCUGUACGUGGGCUUCAAUCAAGACCAAGGUUGCUUCGCUUGUGGAACGGAAAAUGGAUUCAGGGUUUUCAACAGCGAUCCGCUUAAGGAAAAAGAGAGACAAAACUUUGCAGAAGGCGGCCUUUCCUACGUCGAAAUGUUAUUUAGAUGUAACUACAUGGCCCUGGUUGGAGGAGGGAAGACGCCCGUAUACCCUCCGAACAGAGUGAUCAUAUGGGACGACCUGAAAAAGGAUUCUGCUAUAUCGCUAGACUUUAACAGUCCAGUAAAAGCUGUUAAACUUAGAAGAGAUCGUAUUGUUGUUGUUCUGGAGAAUUUGAUUAAAGUCUACACUUUCACCGCCCAGCCACAGUUACUUCAUGUGUUUGAGACAUGUCAGAACUCUAGAGGACUGUGUGUUGUUUGUCCAAAUAGCAACAACGCUCUACUUGCAUAUCCAAGCAGAAAGACUGGGCAUGUUCAGUUGGUUGAACUCACAAGCCUUGCGGGUACAAGUGCUGCACCAGAAGGUCAUCUCAUUGCAGCUCACGAAGCUCCACUAUGCUGCUUGGCACUUAACGUUGGUGGCACUCGGUUGGCCACAGCUUCGUCCAAAGGAACACUAAUCAGAGUAUUUGACACAAACACUGGGCAAAAGUUGGCAGAGUUAAGAAGAGGAGCGCAUCAGGCAACAAUAUACUGUAUAAACUUCAACCACACUAGUACAAACCUGUGUGUGACGUCAGACCAUGGCACGGUCCACAUUUUCAGUUUGGAAGAUGAGAAGUUGAACAAACAGUCGAGUUUGGCAACCGUCAACUUCUUGCCCAAAUAUUUCUCGAGUAACUGGAGUUUCUGUAAAUUCACCAUACCCAAUGGACCUCCUUGCAUCUGUGCUUUUGGUGUUGAUAAAAGUUCAAUAAUUGUAAUAUGUGCCGACGGAUCGUACUACAAAUAUAAGUUUAACGAAAAGGGUGAAUGCACCAGAGAUGUGUACGCGCAGUUCCUGGAAACCUCUGAAGACAGAUAAGUGCUUUCCAAUAAACGUGGUAUUCUACUACGAAGGAAUUAUUACCAUCGUUUUACAGCACGGGCACAUACUAUACGAUACUUUACACCCACACCAUGUUUCAAUGUUAGGUCAAAUUUAAUCUUGUUGUAACUAUAUUGUAUUUCCCUGACAUUUUGGCACUACAACCCCUUUAAAAAAGGUUGAAUAGGCUAUAAGUCAAUGAUAUAUCUAGUAAAGACAAAAAGAUAUCGACCAAUAGCAGAGUCGAUAAUAUCACCCUCUCGACCAAAGCAGUGAAUCAAAAAUAUCAUUAUCUCUGUUGUCCCAACGCAAUGACAGAGGUAACGAUAUUUUCUAUUCGCUGUUAUUAGUCGACAAUGUCUUUCUUUUUAUGCAUUCUUUAGUCCUACUGAUGUCAAAAAUUUAAGUCAUCGCUUCAUAUACAUUACACAAGAGUAAAUGUGUUUUUAGGUGCCAGUUAAACAAUUUACAUACAGGAUGAUUUUAGUGGUAGAUCAUAUUAAAUUAUUCCACCAAAGGCAUUAUAUUAAUCGUACCUGAUCGUAAUCAGCCCCCUAGCCAAGUGCCACGGCGAUUCUCUUUCUACGAUUGCUAACGCUUCGAAAACUAGAAAAAAUUAUGGGAAUGACUUAUCUUGAUCACUUGACCUGUCGAUAGCAAAUGACAUUCCUAUACAUUUUUCUAGUUUUCGAAGCGUAUUUCGAUCGUAUAGAGAAAAUCGACGUUCCACUUGGCUAGGGGGGCUGGUGUGAUUGCAGUUAAGCUCUUACUAUAUAACAAAUAAAAUCAUCCUGUUUCUCAACAAUAUGUCAGUCUAUUAAGAUUAGAUUUGACUUAACACGAGUAUAGUGCGUGUAAUGCGUUUUCAAUGUAUUCCCGGCUUUAUGAAUGCAAAUUUAUCAAUUCUUUAUUGGUACUGUGUUUUAAAACUCUUAUGAUAAGUUCACACUAGUUCCCCAGUGAGAGCUUGUGCUAAAUACUUUUGAAAAAUAAUUUAAAUUAAAAAUGAUAGUAAGGAGAGACCAACACGACUGUUUUAAACAGUGUGUAGAUAUUGUGAUGCAUACCCUAUACAUAUAUUUAUGAUACUUAUAUACGUAUAUUUUCAGUUUUAUAUGCUAGGCGGUCCAUGCGAAAGUGUCUUUAUGUGCAUUUUAUAUGAGAAGUUCUCUGCUGCUUUCACAUUUCUCACAUCAUUUUAUUGUAAAAACAAUACACACCCUGAUUAACUAUGUAAUUUUUUGGCCUGCAUGAAUUUUUUUUUUAUGUGAAUUUUUUUGCAUUCUGCAGUCAAUUUAUAUUUAUUUAUUCACACUAAAAGCGCGGGCUUCCCAAAUUUGACCCAUGGUAUAUUUUAAUGAUUGUUAUUUAUUAUUUACAAUGUUUUAUUAGUUACUAGCCGCAACUUCGUCCGCCCUUAGACCUCUUAAUCCAGCCCUUACAGUAGUAUCGCUGCAAAAAUGGAGUAUCUUCUCCCGUUUUCCCAACAUUUCCCUUCACUGCUCUGCUCCUAUUGAUCGUAGCGUGAUGAAAGGUAUACUGCCAAGUUUCGUUAAAAUCCGUCGAGUAGUUUGUUUCUAUAACGAACAUACAGACAGACAAAAAUUUUACUGAUUGAAUUUUUGGCAUCAGUAUCGAGCACUAAUCACCCCCUGAUAGUUAUUUUGGUAAUAUAUUUCAUGUACAGAAUUGACCUCUACAGAUUUAUUAAGUAUAGAAAUUAUCCUUAGAGGUCCAUUUUGGGGGUCACACAAUUUACAAAAAAUCGUAGUUUGACACGUAAUAUAAGUGCUGCAGAGACUAAAUUAUAUAUUCUUAUUCAAAGUGCAUAAUGACAUUUUAAAAAUUAUUAUUUUUGAGUCGUAGUAGUUAAUACGGCUGCCUAGAAAGGUAAUUUUGUAAAUAAAAAGACUCCUCUAAGCUAAAGAGGCCUAUGUAGACUUUUAAGUCUUUAAGACUGCUUGGUAGCUAAAUUAAAAAAAACUCUUUGCGUAUGAAAAUGUAAUUUUUACUUAGCUUCGAAGUUACAUAUCUUUGAUAAUAUUCAUUUUACACUUUUAUUUAAAUUAUCUUUGAGACUAAUAUUUAAUUAUAUUUUAUAAUGAGGCUUUAAAACAUUAAGCUGCAUUCAGAUCGGAUCAACACGAGCGAACAAAUAAGACAAGAUUUAUUUUAUUUUUGAUUUAUUUUUUUCGUUUUAUGAAUUUAUUUUUGGUAGAACUUAUGUUAAAAAUCUUUGUCGAGGCUCGUGAUUGUAAUCUGUACGCAUCAUUAUUGAUGAGUUUUAUUUAUACAGUACCAAAUAUUUUGAAAUCAAAUGUGCGCGUUGCUUACAUUUAAUGAAUAUGGAGUUAAAGUCAAUCGCACACUGCCACAUUUUUUAAUUUUUUUUUUUUUUGGAGAAUAUUUUCCAUAUCUUUUUUUUUUAAUAUGACCAACAGCAGUAUCCAUGUAACAACCUGUAUGUGUUUCUGGUAUUAAAAACUGUGUGGGAUUAACUUUACCAAAUUAAUACAUUGUACAACGCCCACGCUUGAUAUUGAUACAUCUUUGUACAUUUAUAAUUAUUGUUAUCGAUAAAAAAUAUCUAAGAAAUUUAUGAUGUUAUACCUAUUAUAAUCAGAUAUAUUAUAAACAACCCCGUAAUAUCAUUUUGAUUGCCUUAAUGGAAGAUCUCGAAAAAAAACGUUUUUAUUAGUUAAACUAAAAUGGUAAAAAAUUAAAGAUUUUAAUUGUUAUAGAUUAAGAUAUUAUUAUUUAAAUGAAAUUAUUACUAUAAUUGCAACUGUUUAAUAUUGUAAAAUACUAAGACUGAGCGUUUGCCAACUAAUGAUUUUAUAUGUUAUAAUAUUUAUGGCUUUUUAACUUGUCACAUUUUCAAAAGAAUAAAAUAACAAUUAAAAAAUAAAUUAAUGACUAUACAGUUUAUUUGGUAUCAUGCAACACCUUCGUUUUUGAGACUGGCAACAUUCGAACUAUAACUUUAUUUAGCUGGUGAACGAUCAGCCUAAAUUAUUAUGCUCGCAAAAAAUACAUUUCAUUAGUAAUCUCCACUAAGAAUACUUCUUACUGCGUAAUUUUUCUAAGCGAAUCUAUCGUUUACCUAAUAUUCUUCAUUAAUAUUUUGUAUUUUACACAAUCAAUUUAAUUUUAUAAGCAUUCAGCUAUAGGAAUCUACAUAACUGUGUUCUUAACUGUGCGGCACAUGCAACUUUAGCCAAGUGUCGUCGUCGUCGAUCGUCGAUUCUUUUUCUAAGAUCGCAAACGCUUAAAUUAUUUUUAUCUUAAAAGAACAUAAAAUAUAGGGCAUAUUUUAUGUUCUUUUAAGAUAAAAAUAAGUUGACACUCGGAAUAAAGGCCCAGCCUCCGUACAAAAUUGGAUCAUGUGCUUUGAGCUUUAAUACAAAUGUAAUGAGUACAUUUUACUAUGACUAUUUUAUAAUGAUUGUACAGAACUUAUGUGAUGCGGUAAAUUCGCUUAUAGAAAUGGCGUCUUGAGAAAUACAAGCAGAUAAUUAUUUAUUUUUUAUUAUUUGUGUUCAAAAUUAAUGUUAUUCUUAUGAUAUCGUUCACUGAUUACGUCACAUUAAAUGCCUCUACGCUAUCCACAUCUCUAUCCCAUUUCAUACAAAAUAUAUCAAAUAAAAAGCACGUGCCAGCUACUCUCCUUUUUGUUGAGUGACGUAAUGUGUGAAUAACAGCGGCGAAGAGUUCAUGCAAGCCGAUUCCUGUUGGGUUACCUUUAAACAUCUAUACAUAUUCAUUGUUGUAUUGUAUCUAGAUACCUAUAUGAGAGUAUGAAUUUCCUUUUCUUUGGGACGGCUUACCUUCAACUAAAUUCCAUUCUUCGUCACUGGUGAAUAGGUCUUUAUGUUCGUAUAUUUUAUUACGUAGAUUGAUGCAAUCGUUAUUUAUCAUGAUGAAUUUUAUGGACUUACUUUUACCUUCUGAUAAGUGUUUGGUAGUAAACGUUUUGUCACUGUCUUACUAUAUGUCAAAUGACCAGGACGACAUUUUUGUUUACUAAUCUAUCCAUAGAGAAGCAGUAUUUGUUAUUUAAAACUACCAGUAGAUGGCGGUGUUAGAGUACUUUGAAACAAUCCCUAUUUGUAAACUGCAAGAACCUGUUGCGAUGCAGUUAUGCGUGAGGCUCACAGAUGGCGCUUUGUUAUUUUUGAAAUAGGCUCACAGAUGGCGCUUUGUUAUUUUUGAAAUAAGUUUUACUUAGUCGUGUGGUCUGCACACUGCAUGAUGUAUUUACAGCACACUCGUGUUUUACUUAUUUACCUUACCUGGCUGUUACUGAUUACUUACUUUAAUUCCCGUGUCUUGGCCCAAAUAGGCCUGACCAUAAACCAUAGACGACUGAAAGAGAUUAGCUCACAUAUUAAAGCCAUUAUCAUACUUUUUGUAACUCAUUCUCAUCACACAUAAUGUACACUUUAAAUAAGUGUUUACUAUUUAUAAUGUAAUCAGUGCACCAAAAGUAAAUAUGACGCGAGUAUAUUAAAGUGGGCGGAUAAUUGUGCCUCUGAGUAUAUAAUCUGUAUGUACCAUUUUGAAUAGAAUGCGGCGAUUGCAUCAAUCAUUCAUAAUACAACUACUUGGCAAUGAUUAUUUAGAGUUACCGUACAUAAAUGUAAACUCAAUUAAUUAUUCUUCAGCUUUACAUAAUAUAUUUUUUUAUUUUUACUUCCAACCGCUAUUAAGUAGGUACUGUUUUACUACGUUUAUGAUUUUUUUAGCUAUCCAAUGACUGUUGUAAUCAUUUUUUUAAUAAAUUAAUAAUAAGAUAUUUUA
Molecule: messenger RNA, 5942 nt
Organism: Bicyclus anynana (squinting bush brown)
Lineage: Eukaryota; Metazoa; Arthropoda; Insecta; Lepidoptera; Nymphalidae
Product: WD repeat domain phosphoinositide-interacting protein 3
Exons: 6
Coding region: 93-1139 (348 amino acids)
Biological process (GO): nucleophagy; protein lipidation; autophagy of mitochondrion
Cellular component (GO): extrinsic component of membrane; phagophore assembly site membrane; cytosol
Molecular function (GO): phosphatidylinositol-3-phosphate binding; protein binding; phosphatidylinositol-3,5-bisphosphate binding
Source: RefSeq, a predicted model, not a curated record